This is a messenger RNA of Aspergillus nidulans FGSC A4, 714 nucleotides long. Its product is annotated as ankyrin repeat domain-containing protein. The coding region runs from base 1 to 714 and encodes 237 amino acids. Gene Ontology annotation, cellular component: nucleus; cytosol. Gene Ontology annotation, molecular function: protein folding chaperone; proteasome regulatory particle binding. NCBI's taxonomy places the organism in Eukaryota, Fungi, Ascomycota, Eurotiomycetes, Eurotiales, Aspergillaceae. Gene Ontology annotation, biological process: protein folding; proteasome regulatory particle assembly. The transcript has 6 exons. The record is from RefSeq and is a predicted model, not a curated record.
AUGGCUACGACGGACUCAAAGUUUCCACUUCAUGAAGCUGCUCGAGAGGGCAAACUUUCUUUGGCUGAGUCACUUCUGAAUGCAAAUCCAAAACUAGCUACUACGAAAGAUGAUGAUGACCGUCUUCCAAUUCACUGGGCGGUGGCCUACAACCACCUUCCCAUCGUCGAGCUCCUCGUUUCAACAAAGGACUUCGAUCCGGAUGUCGAGGACGGAUCAUGCUGGACUCCUCUAAUGAUCGCCGCUAGUCUUAGAAAUGCCGAAGGUGACCCCAUCAUCGAGCUACUCCUGCGCAAAGGAGCGGAUGUCAAUGCCAAGAGCAUCACUGGGCAGAAUGCACUUCACUUUGCAACAUCUAAAGCAAACAUCACCACAGUCCGGACCUUACUGGAAAACAAAUGCAGUGCCCGAGUCAAGGACAAAAGGGGCCAGUUAGCGCUUCAUCGUGCGGCUGCGAUAGGCUCUACGCCAAUCAUCCAGCUACUGCUGAAAGAAGGUCGAAGCCCGGUUAAUGCUACUGAUAAUGAUGGCCUUACGGCAUUGCACCAUGCUAUUUCAGAAGGUCAUGGUGAUGCGGCGCUUACGUUGUUGAAAGCUGGUGCUGAGGCGGAUAAGAAGGAUGCGAGUGGGACGUUAGCGAUUGAUAUGGCGCCGGAUAAGAAGGUUCGGAAUUAUAUCCUGCAGGCGGCGGAAAGGGAGGGUAUUGAGCUUUGA